Molecule: messenger RNA, 4487 nt
Organism: Miniopterus natalensis
Lineage: Eukaryota; Metazoa; Chordata; Mammalia; Chiroptera; Miniopteridae
Source: RefSeq, a predicted model, not a curated record
GCGCUUUUGUCCCGCCGGCGGCCGGACUCCCGCGGCGCUGCCUCAGCCAUGUCACAUUUCAAGACGAGGGGCACUGAGGAUGAGGAAUCGACUGAGAAGUGUGAAAGUGUUGGAAAAGCAGAAUCUCUGUGGCUAAAAGUGGAAGGUCUUCACAAGGAUCAUAUGCGGGAAUCUAAGGUUGGUGAAAUUUGUGAUUGGGAUAGCAAGGUACAGAACCAAUUGGAAGAGCCUGAGGGAAAAAGAAUGAUGGAAGACAUAAGUGGCAUCAGGGAAAAGAUUGGAAAAGCCAAGAAUACAGCAAAUAUAAAGACAGAACAGGAAGAUGAGGCAUCUGAGAAAAGCUUACAUCUGAGCUCAAAGCAUGUUAUACACCAGACCAUCCCUAUAGAACAGAAAAGCAGUGAACAAGGAAAAUGUGUGGAGAAUGUCAAUGGAAACUCUCAUCCCCAUCUGAAGCAGAAAAUCAGUGCUUUUAAGAAAUCCCAUAAAUGUGAUGAGUGUGGGAAAUCCUUCAAAUAUAAUUCCCGCCUUAUUCAACAUAAAAUUAUGCACACUGGGGAAAAACGCUAUGAGUGCGAUGACUGUGGAGGGACGUUCCGGAGUAGCUCAAGCCUUCGAGUCCACAAGCGGAUCCAUACUGGGGAGAAGCCGUAUAAGUGUGAGGAAUGUGGGAAAGCCUACAUGUCCUACUCCAGCCUUAUAAAUCAUAAAAGCACCCAUUCUGGAGAGAAGAACUGUAAAUGUGAUGAGUGUGGAAAAUCCUUCAAUUAUAGCUCUGUUUUGGACCAGCAUAAGAGGAUCCACACUGGGGAGAAGCCCUAUGAAUGUGGCGAGUGUGGAAAAGCCUUUAGGAACAGCUCUGGUCUCAGAGUCCACAAAAGAAUCCACACAGGGGAGAAGCCCUAUGAAUGUGACAUCUGUGGGAAAACCUUCAGUAAUAGCUCUGGCCUUAGGGUUCACAAAAGGAUCCACACAGGUGAGAAGCCCUAUGAAUGUGAUGAGUGUGGGAAGGCCUUCAUUACUUGCAGAACACUCCUAAACCAUAAAAGCAUCCACUUUGGAGAUAAACCUUACAAAUGUGAUGAAUGUGAGAAAUCAUUUAAUUAUAGCUCUCUCCUCAUUCAGCAUAAAGUCAUUCACACUGGAGAGAAACCUUAUGAAUGUGAUGAAUGUGGGAAGGCCUUCAGGAAUAGCUCAGGCCUUAUUGUACAUAAAAGGAUCCACACGGGAGAGAAACCUUACAAGUGUGAUGUCUGUGGCAAAGCGUUCAGCUAUAGCUCAGGCCUUGCAGUCCAUAAAAGCAUACACCCUGGGAAGAAGGCACAUGAAUGUAAGGAGUGUGGAAAAUCCUUCAGCUAUAAUUCACUUCUUCUUCAACAUAAGACCAUUCACACUGGAGAGAGACCUUAUGUAUGUGAUGUGUGUGGGAAAACCUUCAGAAACAAUUCAGGUCUCAAAGUCCACAGGAGGCUCCACACUGGAGAAAAACCAUACAAGUGUGAUGUGUGUGGGAAAGCUUAUAUCUCACGUUCUAGCCUUAAAAACCACAAAGGAAUCCAUCUUGGGGAGAAGCCCUAUAAAUGUAGCUAUUGUGAGAAAUCCUUCAAUUAUAGCUCUGCCCUUGAACAACAUAAAAGGAUUCAUACGAGGGAGAAACCUUUUGGGUGUGAUGAGUGUGGAAAAGCCUUCAGAAAUAAUUCAGGUCUUAAAGUGCAUAAACGAAUCCACACUGGGGAGAGACCUUACAAAUGUGAAGAAUGUGGGAAAGCCUACAUUUCACUCUCAAGCCUUAUAAAUCAUAAAAGUGUACACCCUGGGGAAAAGCCCUAUAAGUGUGAGGAGUGUGAAAAGGCCUUUAUCACAUACCGAACCCUUAUAAACCACAAAAAAAUUCACCUUGGGGAGAAGCCCUACAAAUGUGACGUGUGUGAGAAAUCUUUUAAUUACACCUCACUUCUUUCUCAACAUAAAAGGGUUCACACUAGAGAGAAACCCUAUGAAUGUGACAGGUGUGAGAAGGUCUUCAGAAACAACUCAAGCCUUAAAGUGCAUAAAAGAAUUCAUACUGGGGAGAAACCCUACGAAUGUGAUGUGUGUGGAAAAGCCUACAUCUCACACUCAAGCCUUAUUAACCAUAAAAGUACCCACCCUGGCAAGACACCGUAUACAUGUGAUGAAUGUGGAAAAGCUUUUUUCUCAAGCAGAACUCUUAUAAGCCAUAAAAGAGUGCAUCUUGGGGAGAAACCCUUCAAAUGUGUUGAAUGUGGGAAAUCUUUCAGUUAUAGCUCACUUCUUUCUCAACACAAGAGGAUCCACACAGGGGAGAAACCUUAUGUAUGUGAUAGGUGUGGAAAGGCAUUCCGGAACAGCUCAGGCCUCACAGUGCAUAAAAGGAUCCACACAGAGACUCUAGGCAUGAAAUGGUAUUGAGGACCAGUCAUGCAACGCAAGGGAAUUUUUCCUCAUGGGAUUAAAAAACGAGGGUUAGCUGAGAACAGACUGGGGAAGCUGAAGCCUGUCUGCGUCUGGACCUUGAGGAGUUGGCUGCAUCUGUCCUCCAGAGAUUCCCUGGGCCGGGGGUUCUCCAUUCUCUUUUCCAGCCUCAGCCUGGAGACAUGGGGAAGGAGGUCACAGCACUUCAACUCAACUCAUCUUCCCCCUGACUAUUCCCCGUUUAACUUUGGAAGGUUUCCUCAGGCCACGCAUAGCAUCAGUUAUGCUCAGGAAGGAGUCUGUGUGAACUAUGUAGUGGCUGAGAUCACCAGCUCUCCGCUUGGUUUCAAAUGAAGACUCUCACUCCCAGAUGAUUUUAUGCAAGUAGCCAAACCUGUUUUUAUGUUGUGCCCUCAUCUGUCUCUUACCAGGAUAAUAGUAGUCGGAUCUCCUAGGUUGGAGAAGUUGGUGUUUAUUAGAGUUUUAGAGGUAUGCCUGGGAUGAGAAGCAUUUGUGUAUGGGUGUAUUACGUAAGUCUGGGGGUGUGGUGGCCUCCAUCCCAGGACCAGCAUCUAGACACUCAGGUAGUGGAAAGCAGCCCCAUCUGGAAGCCAAGUAAAUUCCCCAAGGAACACCCCACACCCCACAAUCUGAGACAAGAUUUAAGAAAAAUAACUCUUUGAUCUGGUUACUCAGUGGUAUCUAGCUUGUAAGCAAGCAAUCCAUUGUUUCUAAGUAAAUAUGCUUUGCUUUGUCAGGCUGGAAAAAGGGUCAGCAGGAGGAAUUACCAAAUGUGGUGUAUUAGUUUUCCAUUGCUGCUGUAACAAAUUCCCAUAAUGUGGUGUCCUAAAACAACAUAAAUUUAGUAUCUUAGAGUUCUGGACGUCAGAAGUCCGAAAUGGGUCACAAGGGCCUAAAAUCAAGGUGUGAGCAUGAGUUGCAUUCUUUCUGGAGGCUCUAGAGGAGAAUCUAUUCCUCGCUUUUUCCAGCUUCUACAGGCUGCCCGCCUCCCUUGGCUCAUGGCCCCCUCCCAUCUUCAAAGCCAACAAUGGCCAGACAAAUCUUGCUCAUGGUGCAUCACACUGAUGCUCCUGCCUCCCCCUUUCAGUAAUAAGGACUCUUGUGAUUAUUUGGGGCCCCCUGGGAAAAUCGAGCAUAAUGUUCUCAUUUCAAGAUCAUAAACAUCCGCAGGGUCCCUGUGCCAUGUCCACAGGUUCUAGGGAUUAGGACGCAGACACCACAGGUCCACUAUUCUGCUGAUCGCAGUGGCGAAGACCACUAGCUGCCUACCAAAUUCUGCUUUUCCCUUCUGUGGGCACACAGCUAGACUACAUUUUCCAGCCUUUUUUGAAGUUGAGUGAGGAGUAUAACUAAGGUCUCUCCAAAGGAAUGUGAGCAGAACUUUGUGUUCCUUCCGUGUCAGGUCUGUGAGAACCUAUUGUGCAUUCUCUACAUGUUCUUUCUGCUUUCUGGGGCCCUUGGGGGAUGGUGGAACCUGGGUGCCUGAAUGAUCACCAACAAUGGAACCACCCACUGACUUAAACACCCAUCCUGGAAUGUUAAGUGAGCAAGAAUUAAAUUUCUAUACCAUAGAGACUAUACUGUAGAGCCAUUUAAAAAGAAAUUAUUAAUUCUCAUCUGUUGGUGUAUCAGUAAUAUGCUAACAAGUGAGAAUAUUUCUUCAUAUGCCCCUGACUCCCAAUGCUCAUUUUUCAUAAGACCCAACCUCCUACUUCCCUACAUUCAGUGAGCAACAGGUACCGGGCAGGUACACUACUAAGACCUGUGAUGCCCCUAUCUUUGUCUCUUCGGGCAUACCUUCCUUCCUUGUUGGCUUUUCUAAACCAGGUCUCCUUUUUCAGUUAUACUGCUCUGACCACGUCCAACUUUCUCUCCACUGGCUACUACCAAAGCGAUCUAUAGGUUCAAUACAAUUCCUAUUAAAAAGCAAUGGCAUAUUUUUACCGAUCUAGAAAAUAUAUCCCAAAAAUUUAUAUGGAACCCAAAAAGACCCAGAAUAGCCUCAACGAUCUUGAGAAAGAAAACAACAUCGG